CAAACAUCUAAUAAUAGCGACUAAAUGCACAAUAUGAUCGUGCAUCAACUAUUUAAAAGCGCUUGUGUAGCGGGGUUUGUCUUAGCACGACCUAGCUUAGAACUCGAAAGACGUAGCGAUAACCCUUUAGCUGGGCACGGGUCAUUGAGAGUGUUUGACGUAAAUAAUUUCAAUUCUUUAUCAACUGGUCAAGCUCCAGAUAUGUAUGAUAUAUUCGCCGCUGAGAAGGAUGGGUGUUUCGGUGCCAUACGUGAUCAUUCUCAGUGUACACCCAAGAAAAGAAACCACAACAUCAUAGCGCAGAAUCGAAUGAAGACUUCGGAAAAUAUCAUGAAGGUUCCAAUCUUAGCUGGGACCUACGCCGGAGAUCAAGAGGGAUCAGGGUCACAAUUUUACACAAACCAAUUGGAUUCUCUCUGGGGACUACUAGCCGCUACGCUAGAGUAUGAAGUUUAUUUUGACGACGAUUUUGAUUUUGCGAAGGGAGGUAAACUUCCAGGUGUGCAUGGGGGUGAUAGAUCGUGUAGUGGUGGCUAUAAGGCCAGAGGAAAUGAUUGUUUCAGUACCAGGCUAAUGUGGAGGGAAAAUGGCGAGGGUGAGGCAUAUCUAUAUCUACCGAUGGCCUUACAGAGUGACAACUUUUGCGAAAAAUGCUCUGGAUAUUCAAAAGGCACCACCUGCGACGAGAUGACCUAUUGCUCUUUAAAUCGUGCGUCGUUUUCAUUCAUCAAAGGUCAAUGGAACAAGAUCAAGAUGCAAGUGUGGAUGAACACUGACGGCAACCAGGACGGUUAUUGGAACUUAUUUCAUAAUGAAAAACUUGUCAUGAAUGAGAAUUCACUGACAUAUCGAAUCGAUGACUCAGUACCAUUAUCUGGUAUGUUUUUCAGCACCUUUUUCGGUGGAGGUAGUUCAGACUAUGCCCCCGAUUAUGACACACACAUCGAUUUUAAGGGCUUUAGACUCACAGCCGGUAUCAUCUAAACACGACAGCACAAUAUCAGGAUAGAUGUUAUCAACUAGAACUUAUAAUAUAAAUUGAUAAAUAAAUAAUACGAGAAUUUGAGAACA
Messenger RNA from Sphaeroforma arctica JP610, 1071 nucleotides. RefSeq lists its product as hypothetical. The coding region runs from base 25 to 984 and encodes 319 amino acids. The transcript has a single exon. The record is from RefSeq and is a predicted model, not a curated record. NCBI's taxonomy places the organism in Eukaryota, Ichthyosporea, Ichthyophonida.